Molecule: messenger RNA, 642 nt
Organism: Striga hermonthica
Lineage: Eukaryota; Viridiplantae; Streptophyta; Magnoliopsida; Lamiales; Orobanchaceae
Source: the annotation of a GenBank genome assembly
AUGGGCGGUAAAUUAAUGGUGAGCACCGUGGUGGUGCUCAUUACCCUCAUCAUCUUCAUGCUGGCCCUCCACCUCUACGCCAGGUGCUACGUUUCCCGGUACCGCCAACAGCAGAUCGAGCGCCAGCCCCAGGUCAGCUGCAGCCGAGCAGACCGCGGUCUCGACAGGGCUGUCCUGAACUCCCUUCCGGUAAUUUCCCUCCACGCCUUCCAGCCGGAGGACGAUUGUGCCGUGUGCCUCUUGGAGUUUGAGGAACGGGAAAUCGUGCGGCUCUUGCCCAAUUGUGGUCACUCCUUCCACGUCCACUGCAUAGAUAUGUGGUUUCAUUCCCACUCUACCUGCCCUAUUUGCCGCAAGCCAGUGGAGGAGAAAGCCCACGCACUGGAACUGGGGACGAGCUACGGUUUUGAGCCAGGGAACAGUGCUGAUGAUACCAUUAUGCCGGCGGGCCUGAGAAUAGAGGUGCCGCCACCCUUGAUGGCUGAACCGCAGACCGAGUUGACUCAGAAAUUGCCGGCAGGACGGUCUUUAUCUUUGACGAGAAUACUCAGCAUGGGAAUGAGGUCGCCAGCGGAGACCAGCCGCGGGGUGAACGAGUUGGACCUGGAGAGGGCGGACUCAGUGAGCCGAAUCGGAGUAUGA